Messenger RNA from Chara braunii, 1334 nucleotides. The record is from the annotation of a GenBank genome assembly. NCBI's taxonomy places the organism in Eukaryota, Viridiplantae, Streptophyta, Charophyceae, Charales, Characeae.
GUAUUGAAGAGAACAUACAACAGUUGAAAGAGACACUCGCAAAAGAAAAAAAGGAAGCGGGAAGAGCUAUUGCAAAGAAAAGAACAGGAAACUAGGUUGCAACAGAGAAUGGGUAGAGUUCAGCAGCACGUUUCCUUAGAUGAAAAAGAUGUUGCUCAGACGCUCGGACAAAUAUUGACGUAUUUGGCUUUUCUUGAAGAAAAGUUAGACCAACAGCAAUCUAGAAUGGAUGAAUUCGCUGUUGGCCUUCAUGUCAUUACUAGUAUUGUCAAGGGGAAAGCCCCUAUGCUUGAAAAUGAUGAAAAGAAAAAAGAUAAAGAAAGAAGAGCGGACGUCAAGCCCGAGAAGUUGCUUAUUGGUGGAGUGAAAAACAGCGACACAACGAAGAAGGAAACGGUAAAAGAAACCGAGAAGAAACCGGAAGAGAAACCGGAAAAGAAACCCAACGGGAAUGGUGAUGGAAACGGAAAUGGAGACGGGAAUGGAAACGGGAAUGGUGGUCCCAACGGUCCCACUUCCCCUCCUAAGAACAAUGYCAAACCCGCAGAUCCGACUAAGCCAAAGAAAAAAGAAAAAGUGAAGAUGAAAUUACCUUUCACUUUUUCUAAUWAGAAAGAAGAAAGCCUUCCACUCUGGAUCGCAGAGAUCCAGACCUACGUUGGGACUGCACCGGUAGAAGAAGAGUCGCAAGUGGCGUUCACCACUUCUUGUAUGGGUGGUGAAGUGAAGCAGUGGGUUCUGGCGGAGACGAAUGCCGCGGGGUUUGACGAUAUAGGUGAGUGGGCGAAGACUAUGACCUUGAAGCAGUUCCUUGCAAAGGUCAAGGACCGCUUCUUGGACAAGACCACGACCGAUAAGGCCUUCGACCAACUCACCUCGAUAGGACAGAAGUCCUCGUCUUCCGUUGAGUCAUUGUCUCGUGAGGUGGACCGCCUGUUGCAGGUUCCUGGUCUUAACGUGCAGGACUCUCAGGUCCUUUAUAUCUACUCCCUCGCGUUGCCCGAACCGAUACGAGGGCAAUUGGUCGCCGAGGCCAAGUCAAGUAAGUAUACCUGCCGCCAGUUCCGCGACCUUGCAUUGCAGCGGGAACAAAUGACUUCGCAAGUCAAAGGUUCCUAUGCUGCUACCGUAAAGAAUGGAGGAGGAGGCGGUCGAGGAGGCUACGACAAGCGGGUCAUAUGGCGUCAAAAGCGCCAAGACCACACCCUCGUCGUAUUCGACGACGAUACAAUGGAGAAAUGACCAUUGGAAUCCGAGGGUGGUGGUGAGAGCAACAGUGACUCCGGAAAGGGGGAGAUCACCGCUACGACGGUCAACAAAGGAGGACCGUCAUC